Molecule: messenger RNA, 1152 nt
Organism: Knipowitschia caucasica
Lineage: Eukaryota; Metazoa; Chordata; Actinopteri; Gobiiformes; Gobiidae
Source: the annotation of a GenBank genome assembly
AUGGAGUCCCACUGCCGCAAACUGGCCUCGACCUGCGCCUCGACCUGCGCCAUCGACUCAGCGGUCUCUGUGAGGCCGAGACUCAGACAAGUCUCUGAGCCGAGACUCACCCCGGGCUCGGGCACUGCUCCUCGGCCUCAGCUCCAGCGCUCUCCCGCUCCUCACCUCCUCCUCUCUCCCCCGCUCCUCACCUCCUCUCUCCCCCGCUCCUCACCUCCUCCUCUCUCCCCCGCUCCUCACCUCCUCUCUCCCCCGCUCCUCAUGAACGCCCUGCGGGAGCCGCUCGAGCCGCAGCACGUGCACCUGUCCGGGACCAAACUCAUGGCCGCGAGCCUUCAGCCGCUGCAGCGCGCGGGGGACAAGCACCGGGACGUGCACGCGCUGUCGGACACGAGCCCAGAGGAGAAGGACAAGGCCCUGACGAAGGCCGACGACUCGAGCGAAGACCCGUCCAAGAAGAAGAGACAGCGGCGCCAGAGAACACACUUCACCUCCCAGCAGCUGCAGGAGCUCGAGGCCACCUUCCAGAGGAACCGCUACCCAGACAUGUCCACCAGGGAGGAGAUCGCUGUGUGGACCAACCUGACCGAGGCCAGGGUCCGGGUGUGGUUCAAGAACCGUCGCGCCAAGUGGAGGAAGCGUGAGCGGAACCAGCAGGCAGAGCUCUGCAAGAACGGCUUCGGGCCCCAGUUCAACGGACUGAUGCAGCCGUACGACGACAUGUACCCAGGAUACACCUACAACAACUGGGCUGCCAAGGGCCUGACCUCGGCCUCGCUCUCCACCAAGAGCUUCCCCUUCUUCAACUCCAUGAACGUCAACCCUCUGUCCUCGCAGUCCAUGUUCUCCGCCCCCAACUCCAUCUCCUCCAUGACCUCUGGCAUGGUGCCCUCUGGCGUGCCCGGCUCCGGUCUCAACGGCUUGAAUAAUUUGAACAACUUGAGCAACCCCUCGCUGAACUCGGGCGUCCCGGCCCCGGCGUGCCCCUACGCCCCCCCCACGCCGCCCUACGUGUACCGCGACACGUGUAACUCCAGCCUGGCCAGCCUCAGACUCAAGGCCAAGCAGCACUCCAGCUUCGGCUACGCCACGGUGCAGAACCCGGGGGGCAACCUCAGCGCCUGCCAGUACGCGGUGGACCGGCCGGUGUGA